This is a messenger RNA of Nerophis lumbriciformis (worm pipefish), 1641 nucleotides long. NCBI's taxonomy places the organism in Eukaryota, Metazoa, Chordata, Actinopteri, Syngnathiformes, Syngnathidae. The record is from RefSeq and is a predicted model, not a curated record.
AUGAAAGUCGCAGCACUGAUUGCUUGGGUCAAUCUUCUGGUACAAGUGUCUCAGGGUGCUCAGGGACACUAUGCUCGUAAACUUCUGAAUGACCUGAUGGAGGACUACUCCAAUGCUCUGAGACCUGUAGGAGACACUGACAAAGCCCUCAAUGUCUCCCUUCAGAUAACUCUUUCCCAGAUUAAGGAUAUGGAUGAACGAAACCAGGUGCUAACUACAUACCUGUGGAUCAGGCAGGUGUGGCAUGAUGCCUACCUGAAGUGGAACAAGGAGGACUAUGAUGAUCUGGAGAUGAUCAACAUUCCCAGUGACCUGGUUUGGAAGCCUGACAUAGUCCUUUAUAACAAAGCAGAUGAAGAAUCAUCUGGUCCAUCCAACACCAAUGUGAAGCUUCGUUACAAUGGGGAGAUUGUCUGGGAUUCUCCGGCCAUCACGAAAAGCACGUGCGUGGUGGAUGUAUCCUACUUCCCUUUUGAUUGGCAACAGUGCAACCUUACCUUUGGUUCCUGGACCUACAAUGGGAAUCAGGUGGACAUAAGCUUGGCGAUGGUUACUGGCGACCUUUCUGACUUUGUGGAGAAUGUGGAGUGGGAGUGUCACGGCAUGCCGGCGGUGAGGAACGUCAUGAUGUACGGCUGCUGUUCAGACCCCUACACUGAAGUCACCUACACCUUGCUACUGAAGCGCCGUUCCUCCUUCUACAUCUUCAACCUGCUCCUACCUUGCUUCCUCAUCUCAUUCCUGGCACCGUUGGGCUUCUACCUGCCGGCCGACUCCGGGGAGAAGGUGUCGCUGGGGGUCACCGUGCUCCUGGCGCUCACUGUGUUCCAGCUGCUGGUGGCGGAGAGCAUGCCACCUGCAGAGAGCAUGCCCUAUAUAGGCAAGUACUAUAUUGCCACCAUGACCAUGAUCACAGCUUCUACAUCUCUCACCAUCUUCAUUAUGAACAUUCAUUUCUGUGGAGCUGAGGCCAAGCCAGUUCCUCACUGGGCUAAAGUCCUCAUCAUUGACUACAUGUCAAAAAUCUUUUUUGUCUAUGAAGUAGGGGAGAAUUGUACCACUCCAGACUGUGAGAAGAACCCUCUCUAUCCUGAUGAACUCAUGAGUGAUAUAAAUGUCAAGCCUGACGAUUGUGACAUCUACCAUGACAGCAAACCAUACAUGCACGGCAACAGCCACAGCACGUAUAAUAACAGCAAACAUCACAAAAACCAGGCUAACGGCAAAGUAAACAAGAAGCAUCAUUACUACAACAGCAGCGCUUCUGGACCAGAGCGGGCAGAAAGGAAAAGAGAGGCCUCACAGCACUACCAACAUCACAUCGGAAGGAAUGAAGACUACAUGGCUGGUCCACAUCCUCCAAAUCUUGAGCAUUUGAAUGGAGGACUGAAGGAGCAGCUCCUUUUUGCUGAGGAGAAACAUCAGAUCUCUGACUGCCCCUGCAGCUGCCCCUGCCUACAACACAAUCAGGUGGUGACGAACAUUCAGUACAUGGCAAACUGCUUCCGUGAGCAAAGGACUACAUGUGUCAAGGCUGCUGAGUGGAAGAAGGUUGCCAAGGUAAUGGAUCGAUUUUUCAUGUGGAUCUUUUUCAUCAUGGUGUUCCUCAUGAGCAUCUUGAUUAUUGCCAAGGCGUCUUGA